CACAGAUUUGAUUUGAUUGUCUUUCCAGACCGUGGGAAAAAAUAUGACAUAUUUUUAUGAUGUCGAUGAGGUAAACAAUGGGUGUUCACGGACUUUGGAGAUUGAUAGAGCCCUCAGGCAAGCCGGUUCCACUUGAGACGCUCGAAAAUAAAGUUCUGGCUGUUGGUAUCCUUUAACUAGCGGAAUUACACGUGAGAUUUGAAUCGAAUGUUUAUUUUAACCUAGAGGUUCUACUUUUUACCAUCAUAAUAAAAUGCUAUUUUUCUUAACUCUUUCGCUCAGAUAUCUCGAUUUGGCUGCACCAAGCUAUUAAAGGGUUUAAAGAUGGCAGGGGCUCAUCAGUUCCCAAUGCUCAUUUAUUGGGUAUAUACCACAGAGUCUGCAAAUUGCUUUACUUCAAAAUAAAGCCUGUUUUCGUUUUUGAUGGAGGUGUACCAGCACUCAAAAAACAAACAAUCGCCAAACGAAAUCAACUCAAGUCUCGCAAUGCUACAGAAGCUGAGAGAAUAAGAAGACACUUGUUAAAUGUCAUCCUUAAGCAUUCAGCUGUAAGCAAGGUACUCUCAGAAAAAACAAAAGCAUCCCUGGUCUCUGAAGCAAAAAAGCCUAGUCGGGAUGACAUGUUCAUUUUGCCUACCCCAGAUCCUGAUGCUCCAAUAUCAUCUUCUGAGGAAGAAGAAGAAGUUUCUAUAUCUGAAACUGACUCUAGUCCAACUAAGCAGUGGGAUCUACAUACCAUUGAUCCACGAUCUAAAGAAUUCAAUGCUCUUCCUAUUGAAAUGAAGCAUGAGAUACUCACUGAACUUAUAGCAACCCGAAAACAGAGCUCUUGGGGUCGAUUACAUGAGCUACCAAAGCAAAGUGAUGAUUUUUCUUUGUACCAAAUGAAAAGGCUUUUAAAAAGACAAUCUGUUCAGUCAGCAUUGGAUGACAUUUCCAAAGAAAUGGGAGGAAACUCAUUGUCACUAGCAGAGCUUGAGGAGUUGUUGCAAGAUCAAGGUGUUUUAAAGAAAAAUGAUUCUGUUGGUAAAAGAAUUGCUUCAGAUGAAACUACAAGGUUUUUGUAUAUCAGGGAUAUAAAAGAAGCUUUGGAUAAGGCCAAGCAACAAGAAGCAGGGAAGAAUAUUGAAGAAAAACAAAAAAGCAAAGCAGAUAUAGAAGAAGAAAAGGAUUGGCAAAAAGCAAUAAGCUUAUCUCUACAAGAAGAGCCUUCUACAUCUUCUGACAGAAGAGUUUUCUUCUCAGAAGAUUACUUAGAAGAUAUAUUUGAGUCUGAUUUGAGUGAGAAUGAAGAAGUUCUUGUUGAAACUAAACUGACAUCAGCUGAGAGUUAUAUGAUGGAGUAUAGUGGCCUUAGUAGGCAUGAGGUGCAAAGGAUAAUAAGCAGAGAAAGUAAAGUGGAAGGUAAAAGGUGUUUAAGAGGAAGAGGAAAGAUCCAAGAUAAUCGGGAAGGAAAUGACAAAGGAUUGAUUAGAAAACAAAUAAUACAGAAUGAAACUGUGAAUAGUACAAAGUCUGAAACUCAAGUAAGAUCUAUUGCCAUAGAAGAAGAAGAUGAGGAGCUAAAGAAAGCUAUUGCCUUAUCACUUCAAUACAAUAUAGAUGAUAUUGAUAUGAAAAAUGGAGAAAUUAAAGAAGUGAAAUCAGUAAGCCAACAAGAACAAAUGAAAAUAGCAGAAGAUACAAUGGUGGUAAAAAAAGCUGAAGCUAAAGAGUCUUUUUCCAGAACAGGUACAAAAACUAGUUCAACUAGAGAAGAAGUAGCAUCCAAGAAGGGCGAUUUAGAACCAAAUCUUUCAAAAAAUAUUGGCACUAAAGUCCAAGACACUGUGAAAUUAGAUAGAAGUUCCAGUGAUGGCUUCAAUAUUGUAAAGGAAGAUUUAAUAGCUAAAGAGUCUAUUAAUAAACAAGAUGCAGAGACAAAAUCUGGAAGUGAAGAUUCAGAUGCAGAUGAUUUUUUGGAUGUAACUGAAGUUAGACAGGAUUGUAUUGAAGUACAGAUUGAUACUAGACAACCCCCAGAGGAAGACCUUUUUAGAGACAUCUUUUCCAAAGAUACAAAAGAUAUAAAACCAUUGGAAAUAUUGAUCAAUCCCACUGAAAACCCAGAAGAUGAUUUGUUUAAAGAUGUAUUCCAGACUUCUAAAGAUAAAGAACAAAAAACUGAAAAAAAAUUGCAGAAAAAUGAUAAUAGUUUGUCAAAGAAACUGAAGCAACUUAUAGUAGAUGAUGCUGAAAAAUCAGAAGAAUCAAAGUCUAGCAAGGCUAGUGAAGACCAGAGAGAAAGUACCCCAAAAACAAUUGAACCAAAUUUGUCUAUUCAAGACUUACAGGAGAUGAGAGAUAAUUUAGAACAGCAAAAAGAGGAUCUUCAAAUUGAACAGUCGACAAAGGAAAGACAGGCAAUCAAUAUCUCAGAGCAAAUGUACCAAGAGGCUCAAGAACUAUUGGAGCUAUUUGGAGUACCAUUCAUUAUAGCUCCAAUGGAAGCUGAAGCCCAGUGUGCUUUUCUAGAUGCUAUUGACCUCACAGAUGGUACUAUUACUGAUGAUAGUGAUAUCUGGUUAUUUGGUGGGAAGACUGUCUACAAGAACUUCUUUAACCAGAGCAAAUAUGUCAUGGAAUUUAAAGCUGAAAAUAUCAAACAUCAUUUCAAGUUGACUAGAGAACAAAUGAUUCUUUUGGCAUUAUUGGUUGGUAGUGACUAUACUAUUGGUGUCUCAGGUGUUGGACCUGUCACAGCUUUGGAGAUAUUGUCAACCUUUCCACCAACCUCUCAGUCAAAAGAGUUCACUUUGACACACAGUCAGUUGCUAUCAGGUUUGAAGGAGUUCAAGUCCUGGUUUUGUAAGGGAAGAAGUGCUGGACCUGGAAGGUCGAGCUUGAAAAACAAAUUGAAGAAUAUAAAUUUUACAGAGAACUUUCCUAGUCCUCAAGUGGUCCAAGCUUAUCUUGAGCCAGCAGUAGAGACGAGUAAGGAAGAGUUUUCUUGGUCUAAACCAGACUUUAUUGGUCUUACGUUGUAUGCUAAAGAAAAGCUUUGUUGGAGCUCCAAAAAGACUGAGGAAAUUCUUAAUCCUGUAAUCAAAAGAAUGGAAGAGGUUCAUACCCAGAAGACUAUUAAGGAUUACUUCAAGACUAAGUUUAAGGCGCCCUCAGAUGAGGCAAGACAAAAAAUGAGCAAGAGAGUAAAAAGUGCGGUAGAAAGAUUUGGAAAAACGCCAGAAGAAUUACUGGCUGAAGAGAUGGAACUUCUUGAGAAGGAAAAAGAAAAGGCUUUAAAGAAGAAAUCUACUAGUCUUGGAGAAAGUGAACCAAAAAGGAAGAAAAUGAAAAAGAAAAAAGAUGAAGAACAAGUUGAUAAUGAAAAAGUAGUAGCAAAUGAGGCAACAGUUGAAGAUGAAGACAAAACAAAGAAAUGUGCAAAAGGAAGAAAGAGGCAAGAAAAUGCAGUUGGUCAAAAAUCUAAGACAACUAGGAAGAAAAGUGGAAAAUCUGGACAGGAGACGGCUGAACCUGAUAGCACAGUAUUUGAGAAAAAUGAAGACAAUCAGAAAGAUUCAGGAUCUUCAACAAAUCAAGAAGAAUCUGCCCUCGAACUAACUGAAGAAGAAGAGAUCAAACAUCUUGAGAAUCUGGCAGCUGAAAUAAGACAAAGACGAAAGCGAAAAAACGAGUCAGGCAGCAAAAAAAUUGACUCUAGAUGGAAGAAAAAACAGCCUAUCAAGAUUUUGGAAGAUAUUCCCGAAAACAUGAUGGAAGAUCCAGGAGUUCAGGAUUUGAUAGCAACUGCAUCAGCAUCUGCAAAAAGAGUUGAACAGAUUGACAAGGAAAUUGAAAAGCAAGUUCAGAAAUUGGAAGCUCAACAACAGUCUAGAACUGAGCCAGUAACUUGUACUGAUCAGAAAGCAAAGGAAUCUUCAAGUAGAAUAAGUGAAGCAGCAUCUUCUAGUAGAAUGAGAGGAUUGCAUACUAAAGAAAUCAUUCACCAGAGGUUGAAAGAAAACAAAGAUUUACUGAAGAACAAGAUGAAAGCUAUUGAAGUAUUUAGAAAAACGAAGUUAGGGAAUGUCAAGAAGAAUCCAAGAAGAAAGAUGUUACCAAAAGAAGAGGCAGAGUUGUCAGAGGAUAGUGAUUAAAGUACUUUUUUUAUCUUUUCAGUAUUAUUUAUUUGUGAAUAUUUUUGUUUUUGUAAAGAUUAUAUUAUUUAUUUUUCUAA
This is a messenger RNA of Acanthoscelides obtectus, 4219 nucleotides long. The record is from the annotation of a GenBank genome assembly. NCBI's taxonomy places the organism in Eukaryota, Metazoa, Arthropoda, Insecta, Coleoptera, Chrysomelidae.